This is a messenger RNA of Ostertagia ostertagi, 651 nucleotides long. The record is from the annotation of a GenBank genome assembly. NCBI's taxonomy places the organism in Eukaryota, Metazoa, Nematoda, Chromadorea, Rhabditida, Trichostrongylidae.
AUGACGGGGCGUGGCCUGAGCGCGGGCGAUAGAGGCUUGGAGCGAACCGCCGGCGGCGGCAUAGGUGUCUAUGCUAACAAACGGAGCACCUCAUCGCGUCAUCUACAACCCAUGCUAACGUCUAUACUGGCUGCUUUGGCAGCUGCUCUCAGUUCAUGGAGCAUCUCAGCCGCUCCGGUCACGGAAAGGUCAUUCGUGGAAUUUCCGGAUCAGAUGAACAAUGGAACUGUGUAUUCCAUCAGCCCAUUCUCACCGAAAGUCUUCGUACGAACUGAUGAAUUCGAAUUGAAUUUUAAAUCAUGUAUUGAAUUCUCUUACAAGCUUAUGGAGAACAAAGUUCGUCUUCGUGCCUACACCUGCUUGCUGUCCGAGGGCGGUUUCUGUACCCUCGACAAAUUCGCUUAUCCAAAAGACAAGGAAGGAUGUGCCUAUCUACGUCCAUGGCUUUAUGCACACGACAGGUACUCGUUCUAUUUUGCACUAGAACGUCGUCCACGAAGGUAUCGAAUCGGUAAAAAGAAACCAACUCGAAUGUGGAAACGAAAUGGCCAACUAUCGGCCACUCCUUUUGGUCAACUUGAACUUAAAGGAAUCGUACCAUGUGAUCAGGUGUGUGGCAAAAAUACCGUCGAUAAUCGUACCGGUGGUUAA